AUGCCGGCACCGAAGACGUCCGCCGUACUGCUCGCUGUCGUCUGCGUGGCGUGCUGUCUGCUCGCCGCCGUUCAGGAGGCCGCUUGCAGAAGGGUCCACAGGUGCUUCCUGGCUCGAAAGCUUCGUGAGGCCGGAUUUGACCGCUACCACAUUUUACACUUCCUGUGCGUGGCCAACAUGGUGAGCAAGUUCAACAUGACGAUGCAAGUGAAGCGGGAAGGAGGUCAGCGAACUGUCGGCAUCUUCCAGUUGGCAAGCCAGUUCUUCUGCUUCGAUAAGUACGUGCCUGGUAUGCGCAACGGACGCUGUCACGAACUCUGCGAUGCCUUUCUCGAUGAAAAUCUUGAAGAUGACAUUCGCUGCGCAGCGCUAGUUCGCCACAUGUGGGGCUUCAAGUAUUGGACCGGCUGGGAGCAGAAGUGCUUGUACGCCAAGGUGUCCCCAUUCCUAGAUGGAUGCGACUACGAGAACUAAACAGCGCCAUGAGUUUUUUUUCUUUUCUUCUCUUUUUUUUCUUUGACGCUCGCGUGUUGCAGAGGCUUUUUUUUAUACAAGUGCCCUUUCUCUGUGAACACUCGUGCCCUCUAAGACCGUAGCUACACCUGUAGCCACGGAUCCAGUGUAGCAUCGGCACUAUUCGCAGGUGGACGCAGGAUGGUCUUUAAUAUGUCGCGAAAGCAGAAAAAGCCUAGAAUGAGACCUUCUCGCAACUCUAAUCCUUCAGACUUAUUUUUAUUAUCUUUUAGAACACCCAGGUCGCGCUUCUCCUGCCUCUUCUCCUUUUGCUGUUACCAUGUGCGCCGUGGCCAGACUUCGCCAUAAAUGUAUUUAGAAAUAUAUGUGCAGGGAAUGCAGCAAUUUCAACACUUUACCCCAAAGCCUCAUUAUAACGCGCUUUUCGUAUGGCGCUUGACGGACGUUUUGUUCGUGUAACAGGCUUCUUCGUGCGUUCACCGCACACUUAAAUUACCAACAUUCAAAAAUGCACGUAAGACACCAGAUAAUGAGAAAUUACCAGCUCGUUUCGGAUGCGGCACUAUCCCCUUCGUGUGCUGAUUCCGGCAUCGAGAUGAUGGGGUCGGUUGCGGGCAUAUCCAGCCUUGAUGGAAUUGGCGCUAACCGCUUCGCUUCAGCAAAGCGCCCUCUUUGACUGUACCUUCUAGAGGCCUAAAUAUUUGGCCACGUAGGUCAUUUUGUUUCAAGUCGACGGAGCUUUAUUUCUCGGCGCCGAUUAUUGAAAUUGAAAUUGAAUAGACAGGGUGCGAAGUACGAAGCCUUGUGCAUUUCCCAGUUAAUCAUUACAGUCGCUGUAAUGAAAUAAAUAAUUAUCGUGCAGUUAGUCAUCUUGUGUUCUUGAACCAAAUUGUGUCACCGGCAGGAGCAUGGGCGUCGGCAGGG
Molecule: messenger RNA, 1398 nt
Organism: Rhipicephalus sanguineus (brown dog tick)
Lineage: Eukaryota; Metazoa; Arthropoda; Arachnida; Ixodida; Ixodidae
Product: lysozyme C, milk isozyme
Exons: 5
Coding region: 1-474 (157 amino acids)
Molecular function (GO): lysozyme activity
Source: RefSeq, a predicted model, not a curated record